Messenger RNA from Mesoplodon densirostris (Blainville's beaked whale), 420 nucleotides. RefSeq names its product nanos C2HC-type zinc finger 2 (gene NANOS2). Bases 4 to 420 code for a protein of 138 amino acids. Gene Ontology annotation, biological process: negative regulation of translation; oogenesis. The transcript has a single exon. Lineage: Eukaryota; Metazoa; Chordata; Mammalia; Artiodactyla; Ziphiidae. The record is from RefSeq and is a predicted model, not a curated record. Gene Ontology annotation, molecular function: mRNA binding; zinc ion binding. Gene Ontology annotation, cellular component: perinuclear region of cytoplasm.
GCCAUGCAGCUGCCACCCUUCGACAUGUGGAAGGACUACUUCAACCUGAGCCAGGUGGUGUUGGCACUGAUCCAGAGUCGGGGGCAAGGGCCGGAGGCCCAAGGGACCGGGGAGCCGAGACCUGGGCCCCAGCUGGAGCAGGAUCAGGGGCAGGGAGGGCAGGGGGCCAGCGGGGGCCCGGCCACCCUGUGCAACUUUUGCAAACACAAUGGGGAGUCUCGCAACGUGUACUCCUCACACCAGCUGAAGACACCAGAGGGCGUGGUGAUGUGUCCCAUCCUGCGGCACUAUGUGUGUCCCCUGUGCGGAGCCACGGGGGACGAGGCCCACACGCUCAAGUACUGCCCGCUAAACGGAGGCCAGCAGUCUCUCUACCGCCGCAGCGGGCGCAACUCGGCCGGCCGCAAAGUCAAGCGCUGA